Recurvomyces mirabilis is the source of this 954-nucleotide messenger RNA. RefSeq lists its product as uncharacterized. The coding region runs from base 1 to 954 and encodes 317 amino acids. The record is from RefSeq and is a predicted model, not a curated record. NCBI's taxonomy places the organism in Eukaryota, Fungi, Ascomycota, Dothideomycetes, Mycosphaerellales, Teratosphaeriaceae. The transcript is spliced from 3 exons.
AUGCAGUCUAUUGCUAUUGCGGCCCUACUGGCCGGUGUAGGAGUGUACGCUCUGCCACAAGACGGCGCAAGCUGCGUCACCGUCACUACCGAAGUCAUCAUCCCAACUUAUACGGACUCAUACACUACCACGCCAGUGUCGACCAUUACGGCCACCACGCCCAAAGACUUAGGCACCUUCACCUUCUUGACGAUCGAGAGCAGCACGAAGACCUUGGCGACUUUGACCACUACUACCACUGAUUGCACAGCAUCAGGCACUGUCUACAAGGAGUCGCACCACACAGUCUACACGACCUCCGGCAAAAGUCCAACAGGCUACAGCAGGCGAGCACUCGGUCUUUCGCCUCGAGCCACGCCCUGCACGACCACCACAACUUUCACAACAACAUAUGGCGGUACUUAUACCUUCAUCGAAGCCACUGGCGUAACGAGCACCUACACGGACUAUACCGCUUAUUCCCAGAUCACUGUGACCAGCACGAGAUCCGGAGGCUCUGCUUACGCGAUCGCCACUGCCACAGCAACGACAGAAGGCGUCUGUGGCUCGACCGUGACAUGCACGGCUACUGCUUCCUCGACCGUGACGCAGGACGCCCGCUGUGCGCCUACAGCUCUGGUAUCGGCAUCGAAUGGGUUCGGACUAGAAUAUGCGAGCGAUACGCCCACCGGAGGUGCGGCUUUCGUGACCACUGCGGACGAUGCUUCGCAGUGUUGUCAACUUUGCGCGGAAGCAGAUCGAUGUGCGGCCAGUCUUUGGGAUGUUCGGACCGGGAAGUGUACGCUCGAGUUUCCGGUUGAUUUCGACUCUGGGGAGCUAAACUGUGGAGAGGGUGCUUUGGUGUAUUAUGAUGCGGGACCCAAUCAUCCUAUGGCUCCCGGUAGUGGACUGUUCGUUGGGACGCUCUGUGGUAAUGUUGGAUACGGGAGUGCGAAGCCUGAUGAUGGGACCUGA